Haliotis rubra (blacklip abalone) is the source of this 1066-nucleotide messenger RNA. RefSeq lists its product as uncharacterized. NCBI's taxonomy places the organism in Eukaryota, Metazoa, Mollusca, Gastropoda, Lepetellida, Haliotidae. The transcript has 7 exons. The record is from RefSeq and is a predicted model, not a curated record. The coding region runs from base 1 to 978 and encodes 325 amino acids.
AUGGCUGUUACAGAUAAUAUAGCAGCGAGUAACUUUACAUCUGGGGACAACAAGUCUUACACCAUCACUGGACAGGCAUCCUGGGUUACUGAUGGUGUGACGUCAGGACCGUGUGCAUCAGUCUCGUCCUUAUACCCAGCAUGGGAGGCGGAGUUUACACAGAGCAGGACAGUUACCAGGAUCAAGAUAUUCUGGGAAGAUCAACAGGAUGACAUACAUGUGUCUGUAGAUGGAAGAAUAUGUCACAUCGCGAACUCUUCCUACAUGUGGGAAGCAGAGUACACCCUGGAGUGUGAUGUACCCCUGACGGGGAUCCAUCUCCGGAUAUAUCGCCAACCUACAGCUAGCAUGCUGAAUCUGAGUUUCUGCGAGGUGGAAAUAUACGCUGACCCGAUAGUAACGUCCUCUACCAUGUCUACUAUGUCCAAUACAGGAGAGUCAACAACCACCACCACGUCCAUAACAACGACCAAGCCCACGACAUCAUCCCAAACAAGCACCGCUGCACCAGUUCCAACAGAGACCUCAACAACGUCGCAAACAAAACCAACGACACAACCUGCUGUUGCAGAUACAGGGACGAUGAUUGGUGCAGUAGUGGGAGUGGUCGUGCUGCUGCUGAUUAUCGUCGUAGUGGCAGUUGUCUGCAGAAAUGGAAUUAAAAAAAGGUAUAACCCAAAGGAUGCAGAAGCCAGAGCUGCCGUGAGGAAUCAAGCAAUUAAGAUGGAUGAAGUCGAACAGCCGAACUCAACAGUGUUUGAUCUUAAUGAGUUCAAAAGUGUGGCACUACCUACUUACCCGGAGGAAAAAUCUGCGUCUCUUAACGGAUCCCUCCAGAGCCACAUCCCUAGUGCUGUUAGUGUGGCGAAUCUCCCCAGCUACAUCAGAGAGAAGCUGGAUGCUAACAACGCCACGGAGUACGCGGCAAGUACCUUCCCAGUUUCAUCUUAUGGAUACACAAGGCAAUUUAGAUAUUGAUCAAACGUAACAGGUGUUAAAUAUAGGAUUACACUUUCUCAGCAAAAUACAGAUUCUAGUACCUUUGAUGGGUUGAGUCCCAUCCGGG